Paraglomus brasilianum is the source of this 1200-nucleotide messenger RNA. The record is from the annotation of a GenBank genome assembly. Lineage: Eukaryota; Fungi; Glomeromycota; Glomeromycetes; Paraglomerales; Paraglomeraceae.
AUGGCAACCCAACGACGACACGGUCAAAAAAGUGAUACUACUGUAGAGAAGAGCAAGGGAGAGGAUGAAAAGAUUGUUGCACAGACUGGAAAAACUUGGGGAAGAGAUAGAGAUGUAACAACUUUUAACGUCAUCCUCUCCUCGACAAUUCUUUUUACCACUCCUCUUUUCGUCCUGUACUUCUGGCUUGUCUGUACUCACUAUGAAUGUGCCCUUUCCACACCCAUCGUGGCGUUUAUAAGAAAUGGUCUUACAUAUGAUACAUUCGAGGAUGUUUUCCUCAAUAAAUUGCCACAGUUUUCGUGGCAUGGGAUGCAGAUUUUCUAUACAUGGCUGGUAUUUCAAGGGGUGUUGUAUGCUGUCUUGCCGGCGAAUAUUGGGUAUGGACAAAGAACACCUGCUGGACAUAUUUUGCCGUACAAGGUAAAUGGCCUCUUCGCUUGGUCAAUAUCCCACAUUGUCUACCUUGUCGGCGCCUACUACUUUUCUUUGUGGUCUCCUUCCAUAAUCCAUGAUAACUGGGGAUCCCUUCUCAUUGCUGCCAACAUCUACGGAUUCUUCCUCACCUUCUUUGUCUACUUUAAAGCUCACUACUUUCCUACCCAUCCCGAGGAUAGAAAGUAUAGUGGCAGUGUAUUGUACGAUCUCAUGAUGGGUAUCGAGAUGAAUCCGAGGUUUGGCGAAUUGUGGGAUUUCAAGCUUUUCCAUAACGGACGACCUGGAAUCGUUGCAUGGACCAUGAUUAACUUGAGUUUUGCUGCUGCACAGUAUCAGGCUAUCGGUUAUGUAACAAACUCCAUGGUGCUACUAAACUUCCUUCACGCAACAUACGUCCUCGACUUUUUCUAUAAUGAAGACUGGUACUUGAGAACAAUCGACAUUGCUCAUGAUCAUUUCGGAUUUUAUCUUGCCUGGGGUGAUACUGUCUGGCUCCCGUGGAUGUACACUCUUCAGUCUCACUAUCUAGUCCGUAAUCCGGUUGACCUUUCAACGCCCUAUUUCUUAUUCGUUCUUGCGGUUGGUUUAUCUGGAUAUUAUAUAUUCCGUGCAGUGAACCAUCAGAAAGACUAUGUGCGCCGUGCAGAUGGUAAUUGCAAAGUUUGGGGCAAACCAGCAACGUUUAUCAGAACAAAAUUUGUCACGUCAGAUGGAACGGAGCAUUCUAGUACAUUGAUAACUUGUGGAUUUUGGGGUGAGUAG